AUCUCCGUCACAAAUACACGCGGAAGACCGGCCCGGAGUUACGGAAUUUUAAAACUUCCGGUAAAGUGUAGUUAAUUAGUCCGGGUGCAACUCACCCGACUAAAACCGAGUGCGUCCUCUCUUCAUUUUUACCAACUUUGAGCCAAAAUUAUUGUUCAAGGGUUCGAGUUUACGAAACUAAUUAAUGAGCUAAGCUCUUGACGAUUACUGGGCUUAGUGUUAAAACGAAAAAAUCUGAAUUGUAAAGAGGUGACUUUUAACCCAAUGGAAAAUAAAGUGUCAGUGGAUUAUUAUUAAUAAGUGUGCACGGGGGAAAUGUAAAAACACCACGAAGAACAAACAGGCAAAAUGGCAGCUGGCUCUGCGGUGGCGAUGAUAGGUGCCAACCUGCGUUUCGGCAGUUCGGUGGCGAAUGCAAGUCUCAAUGCCACCAAGGUCUUCCAAUGUCAUCCUGGAGGGACCGCUGAAGCCGCGCUGAUAUUCGCCUUAGGAACGAUGGGAAUGGCCGCCAAUAUAGCGCUCAUGGGAGUUAUACUGGCCAACAGACAGCUCCGAAGGUGGUCUCAGGGCCUUCUCUUCCACCAAGGAGCCGUCGACUGCGCCCGUGCGGCUCUCCUCCUCCCUCUGGGUAUCUCAAUCCUCCACUGCCAGCCGGUGCAGAAAUGCUCCCUUGUGGAAACUGCCUUCCUCCUCCUGGUGACGGUCGCCACCGUCAACAUGCUGACCACAGUCCUCAACGACUCGCCCGUCUUCCCCGAGGACGACGACUCCGACUCCCUCUCCGACGUGCCCCUCCUCAUGGACUCGCCCCAAUGCGUGCUCUUCGGCACGUUCAUGAUCUGGUUCGCGUCGAUUACCAUCAACUUGGGCCCCACGUUCCUCUCGGGGGCGCUGGCGGCCCAAGGCGAGGCGGGCCACAAGGCCCCCUCGUGCCCCCUCAUCCACGGCCCGCUGCGCCACUACAUCCUCAACGCGCUCUGGAUCGCCGUCAACCUGGUGUGCGUCUUUCUGACGCUCUUCCACUUGCGGAAGCUGCACCGCGACCUCACCAAGGCCAACGUGGAGGCGGUGCGGGUGGCGGGCCUCGUCACCACACUGGUGAACGUGACAGGAGGCGGCGGCGCUGCCGCCAACGGGGAGCGGGCCUCCGGCGCCCUCGAAGAGCACCGCAGAAUGCGAGAAUACCUCCGUCGAAUGGAGCGCGACGGCGUCCAGCGCGUAAAGAUGUUCCUCGUCAUAACCGCCGCCUACGUCCUUUUCUGGGGUCCACUUUUCUUCGUCACCCUCGUCAACCACCCCAUCGUAGGCAACCCUCUCGGACACGAGAUAACGCUGCACAUAUCAUACGUUCAUGCCAUUGUCAAUCCUACACUUUUUUUGGUACUGCACAGAGGGCUCCGAAGAGCCACCCUUGAUCUCUGUUGCGGAUGGAUACCGCUGUGGUUGGGCAACCCCAACGUACCCCCGCCCCCAGACCCCCCCAGAACUGACAUAUCGCUGCUCAAACCACCCCUGCCCGUACCAGCCCACCCUGAUAGCUCUAUGGUAAUUAAAUAUUAUAUGGAGACUCCGAUUUGAGUCCGUGGACUCCGGAGCCGGUAAACGGAGGAAUCCAAAUCCCACAAUACAUCAGCCCGGAGCCGAGUUCACCACCCGAGAGUGACUAGCAUCCGGAUUGGGACAGAUCCACCCGGAUCUAAGUUCGUCGUCAGUUAAAGACUGCAAUCGGACUCUUGUAGUAGAAUCAACCGAACUGAACUGUUUUAUUUGUAAAAAUUAAAUUAUGUAUACUGACAAGAAGGUGAAGAGCGAAAGUUUUGUGCAACUCCAACCAAAAUCCGCCUAUUUUAGGAAUUGAUAAUUUUAAGAGACUAUGCGAGACGAUUAGAUAGGAAAUAAAUGUUGGUGACUAGAUCAACUAUAUCAUUGUAAAAGAACACUGUCAAUGGGUACUAAAUAUUUUACUAAAACACUGAAGAACUGAUAUAUUAUUGUAACUAUCUCAAGUCUUUCUGGUAGGAUAGUGAAGCUGCAAUUCCUAAAAUCAAGUCCUCAAAAAUUGCUCAACAGAUGAAACUAGCCAAUUUUAGAAAUUGCGGCGCGAGUGUUACUUGUAGUAGAAUAGUAUUUAGGACCAGAGCUGCAAUCAAAUCCAUGUGAUUAGAUCGUAAAUGUCACAUAGAUCCUCUAAGACACAUUUUUCUCCAUACUGAACCGUAAUAAAUGGGAAAUCUGUCGAGCACGAGCUUUAUCGUUUCAUGCCACUUUAAUGUUAUUCUAGACAUAUCCAGAAACGCUCUAUUUUCUCAUUUAUUCAAUCACCAAUGUUUGUAGCAACUAUUUGUGUAAUAAUAAUUAAUUUCCUGAUUCAUAAGCCGGUUGGAUAAAGCAAUAACACAAUUAUGUCCAAAUGUAUUCAGGUUAAAAGAGUAACCACUAAACUAUGUGCCUAAAUGUAUAAAUAAAUAAAUUUAAAAAUAAUAAAUCAUUGCUUUUGUAUAUAAACGUGUUAUGUAAAUUACAACGAAAUCUAAUGACAAUUAUAUAAUUUACCAAAACAAAACGAAAUAAAAUUAUUGCACUCGAAAUAUUCUUCCAGCAAGUUUUUUUCUGUAUGUAUUACUA
Molecule: messenger RNA, 2625 nt
Organism: Tribolium castaneum (red flour beetle)
Lineage: Eukaryota; Metazoa; Arthropoda; Insecta; Coleoptera; Tenebrionidae
Exons: 7
Coding region: 349-1578 (409 amino acids)
Biological process (GO): G protein-coupled receptor signaling pathway
Cellular component (GO): plasma membrane
Molecular function (GO): G protein-coupled receptor activity
Source: RefSeq, a predicted model, not a curated record